AUGCCGGGUAAAUUAAUCGAUCGUUAUGACCAUGUCCCCGAGACCAAGGAAGACCUGGACUGGGCGGAGCUCAUCACUCUGGACCUGAGUCAGUAUGAUCAGCCGGGUGGAAAGCAGGAUCUUGUCAAGCAGCUGGAACACGCCGUGCGCUAUGUGGGAUUCUUCUACGUGAAGAACUUCAACAUCGGCCAGGAUGAGAUCGAUCGUCAAUUCGCCCUGGGCCGCGAGUUCUACGCACUGCCGCUUGAGGAGAAACUGCGUUUCCACAACCGAGAGGACCUCGACCGGGGAGAGUACAACGGCUACAGGCCCGCGGGGCACCGCAACCUAGGAAACGGCCUCAAAGACAACGCCCAGGUAUACAACAUCCCCAAAUUCGACGGCCACCACCCACGACAGCAUCCCCCGGUGCUCCGCGACAACCUGGCCGAGAUCGAGACCUUCAGCCGAAGGUGUCACACGGAGGUGGUUGAGAAGCUGCUCCGUCUGUUCGCAAUUCUCCUGGAACUGCCCGACGAGGACCAGCUGGUUCGCGACCACCAAUACGACGUGAAGGGCGAGGAUCAUCUGCGCUACAUGCAUUAUGAAGCUCGUAACUCCGAGGACAACAAGAAGGUCGGCGGUCUCUACAUUCCCGGCCACACCGAUCUGGGCACAGUGACCCUGCUGUUCCGACAGCCCGUUGCGGCGCUGCAGAUCCUCAACUCGGAGGGCCAGUGGAAAUGGGUGCGUCCGCAGAACGGCACCAUCACGAUCAACACUUGCGACGCCUUGACUGCUCUCACCGGCGGGCUGAUCAAGUCGAGCAUUCACCGGGUGCAUGCUCCGCCACCCGACCAGGCCCAUGUUGACCGGCUAGGCGUGCUUUAUUUCGCUCGACCCAAUAACCAUGUCGUUCUGGAUCCGCUCACAGACAGCCCGCUGCUCCAGCGUCUCGGGCUGACGCAAAACGUCUUCACAGAGCUUGGCCAGCAUCUGACGACCGAGCAAUGGGUCCAGAAGCGACAGACGCAGCAACAGCGACGGAACACGGAGGUCAAAGUGACUGACGAGGGGAAGUUCAGCUAUGGCAAGAAGGACCUCGAGAUCAUUCCUGGGUUGCAUGCGAAGGUAUACAACUAG
Aspergillus affinis is the source of this 1122-nucleotide messenger RNA. Its product is annotated as iron/ascorbate family oxidoreductase. The record is from RefSeq and is a predicted model, not a curated record. The transcript is spliced from 5 exons. Bases 1 to 1122 code for a protein of 373 amino acids. Lineage: Eukaryota; Fungi; Ascomycota; Eurotiomycetes; Eurotiales; Aspergillaceae. Gene Ontology annotation, molecular function: dioxygenase activity.